AUGGCCAAGCAGCGCAAGCCGAGCGGGGCGACGAAACCCUCCGGCUGGUCCGUCCCCGGCGUUGCAUGGGCAAAGUCGGUCUCCCUCACCGAAUUCCAGCGCGGCUUCCUCACCGGUGCCGCUCUCUGCGCUCUCGCCGCCGCCGCCGCCGCCAGCUGGCCGGCGGUGGUGACAAAGCGACAGCGCAACGCGACCGAGCCACGGAUCGACGACGGCAGCGUCGAGGUUGAGGCGGACAUGGUGUACCGCGGCGCCCAGCCAACCUGGCGGCCCGGCGACCAAAAUGCCCUGUACCGGCGACUGACGGCGGAGGAGGUGCUCGAUCCGGGCGACGGGCGGGUGCUCAAGCCUACCUCUAUCGUCGACCGCAUCCAGCACUUCCGCAGCUUCUGGGCCCUCGAAUUUGAGCGAUUUGCCGACGAGGAGGAGGUGGAGGCACUGCUCAGCGCGGGUGAGGCGGUGGGUUUCAAGCAGUCGGCGAUUAGGAACCGCGGCACACUCGCUUCCAACGACACCCGGCGCACCAGCACGAGCGCCUUUCUGCCAGAGCGCAAGCCGGGCGGCAGGAGCAGCGCGGACGCGGACCCGAUUGAGCGGUUCGUGCGGAGGGUGGAGGAGAUUACGGGCAUCACACGCGAGCGGCACGAGCGGAUGCAGGUGGUGCGGUACGAGGCGGGCCAGUUUUACCGGCCGCACCACGACUCGUCGCCCUUCUCCAUCAACCGAUCAGUGCACAACCGGGUGGGUGCCGGUCGCAUCCUCACCGCAUUCCUCUACCUCAGCGACGUGGCCGAGGGUGGCCGGACGCGCUUCCCAAAGGUGCCCGACGACGCGGCGCGAACCAAAAAGCCUGCGCGGGCGCCAUUCCUGAGCUUCCAGCCUCGCCGGGGCACGCUGCUGCUCUGGCCCAACGCGCUGGACGACGACCCGUGGACCAACAACGCGUUCGCGGAGCACGAGGCGAUGGCGGUCGACGAGGGCGUUAAGUACGGUGCCAACCUUUGGCUGCUGCAGUACCCCGACGCGCUCGUCAUCAAAUCAUGGGGGCUGGGCAAAUGA
Messenger RNA from Emiliania huxleyi CCMP1516, 1059 nucleotides. RefSeq lists its product as hypothetical. The transcript has 2 exons. Bases 1 to 1059 code for a protein of 352 amino acids. Lineage: Eukaryota; Haptophyta; Isochrysidales; Noelaerhabdaceae. Gene Ontology annotation, cellular component: endoplasmic reticulum. The record is from RefSeq and is a predicted model, not a curated record. Gene Ontology annotation, biological process: peptidyl-proline hydroxylation to 4-hydroxy-L-proline. Gene Ontology annotation, molecular function: L-ascorbic acid binding; iron ion binding; procollagen-proline 4-dioxygenase activity.